AUCAUUAGUCAUCCCCAUGCCAUCAUCUUCCCCAUUGUUUAUGUCUACCCCACGCACUUGUUCCAGGGAAGUAUACUUGUACAAAACUGUAGCCUCCAUCUGGGUUUUCUUCCUCCUCCACUUUCCAAACCCACUUCCCAAUCGGAUCUAAAUCAGCAAACCUCUUCACUAUAACCAGCCUUUCUCUCUCUACAACCCCCUCCUUUCCUCUCUCUCUCUCUCUCUCUCUCUCUCUCCAUAUCCAUCUCUACACAUAUACAAAUACCCCAUCGAUCUGUUACAGUCUUACAGUAUCGAAUUUUUUUGAUUUUCUUGUUUAAUGGAUCCAAACCAACUAGGUGGACCAUUCGACACCCACAAGUUCUUCAAAACCCCUACUUCCCCAAAUCCUAUCACUCCCAAUUUGGGUCCUCCUUUUUAUGCUUCACCCCCUUCCUCCUAUCCACCGCCCACUGGCCCUUACUCCCAAUUCCAACAGUUCCCCCUCCCUCCUUACCCGCAGCAGGAUUACCAUCACCAUCCUCAUCACCACCUCGCUAACUUGCACCAGCAGAGAUCUGUUUCUUAUCCUACCCCCCCACUCCAACCCCCGCCCCAACAAAACCCUAACCAACAAAACCCUAACGCCGGGGCUAAGCUCAUGGCUUUACUGAGUGCUCCAGCUGCAUCUAGUAUUGAGAUGCCAAUGGGUCCAAUCCAGCCCACCCCAUCUGGCUCUUCAGAAUUCUCAAUGCCACUCAAUAUGCCCGUACUGCCCUCAGUUCCUUCCGCGCUUUCCGCGCCCAACGUUAAUCCCAAUCCAGCUGUUGUGUUUGCUCCUUCGGGGCCUAUGCGUAUGCUGAGCAGCAAACUGCCGAAAGGGCGUCAUUUGAUUGGCGAUCGCGUGGUGUACGAUAUUGGUGCUAGGUUAGAAGGUGAGGUCCAGCCGCAGCUGGAAGUCACGCCGAUAACUAAGUAUAUUUCGGAUCCUGGGCUUGUUUUGGGCCAUCAAAUCGCAGUCAAUAAGACGUAUAUAUGCUAUGGACUCAAGCUGGGAAAUAUCCGGGUCCUUAACAUAAACACUGCAUUGAGAUCAUUGCUUAAAGGCCUAGCCCAGAGGGUGACGGACAUGGCUUUCUUUGCUGAGGAUGUUCACCUUUUGGCUAGUGCAAGUGUAGAUGGGCGGGUUUAUGUAUGGAAGAUUACAGAAGGCCCAGAUGAAGACGAUAAGCCACAGAUUACAGGAAAGAUAGUCAUUGCCAUUAAGAUAGAAGGAGAAGGCGAAUCAGUUCAUCCGCGAGUUUGUUGGCACUGUCACAAACAAGAAGUUCUAGUAGUUGGGAUUGGUAAGAGUGUUCUGAGAAUUGAUACUACAAAAGUUGGAAAAGGUGUAGCAUAUUCCGCAGAGGAGCCUCUAAGGUGUCCUAUUGACAAGUUGAUUGAUGGGGUCCAACAUGUUGGUAAACAUGAUGGAGAAGUGACUGAUUUGUCAAUGUGCCAGUGGAUGACUACCCGUUUGGUUUCUGCUUCAACAGAUGGAACGAUAAAAAUUUGGGAGGAUCGGAAAGCACAACCGCUCGUGGUGCUAAGGCCACACGACGGUCAACCUGUUAAUUCUGUUACAUUCGUGACUUCUCCUCACCGCCCAGAUCACAUUAUCCUUCUAACUGCGGGUCCACUUAAUCGGGAAGUGAAGAUAUGGGCCUCGGCAGGUGAAGAAGGCUGGCUACUUCCUAGUGAUGCCGAAUCAUGGCAUUGUACCCAGACGUUGGAAUUAAAGAGUUCAGCUGAAUCUCGAGUUGAAGAGGCGUUCUUUAAUCAAGCUGUGGCCUUGUCUCAAGCAGGGCUUCUGGUAUUGGCAAAUGCAAAGAAGAAUGCUAUAUAUGCCAUACACUUGGAGUACGGACCUAAUCCUGCGGCAACCAGAAUGGAUUACAUUGCAGAGUUUACUGUCGCCAUGCCGAUUCUGAGUUUUACAGGGACCAGUGAUAUAUUACCUCAUGGCCAACACAUUGUUCAGGUUUAUUGUGUCCAGACACAAGCAAUUCAACAGUAUGCUUUAGACUUAUCCCAGUGCUUGCCACCACCACUGGAUAAUGUUGUGAUAGAGAAGUCAGACUCAAGUGCUGUGCGUGAUGUAGCUAGUACUGAAGGGUUUGCUACUUUGGAGCGUUCUGGAAAUAAACCUACUGAGAUUUCAUUGUCUAAUUCAGCACCCAGCCCAUCUAUACUGGACAGUGUCUCUGAGAAUGCACCCACAAUGAGGCAUCCAAUGAGUUCUGCUUCAAUCCAGACCGCCAAUAUAGCAGAAUUCACUUCUUUGAGUGCGGAAUCUGGAUCCACUUCUUUGCCUACUGUAACUAGCAAUAAUGAUAUUUCAUGUGUUGCAUCACCCCCUCUUCCUCCAAGUCCAAAGUUGUCUGGAAAACUCUCUGGAAUUAGAAGUCCAACAAAUGGCUUAGAGGCGGGUCGUAUGCUUCAUGAUCGUGGUGAAGACCAACAAGUUAUUGAAUAUUCAGUGGAUAGGCAAAUGGAUAGUGUUCAUACAAAGUUGUCUGAUGUGCCUUCCUUGGAUGAUGAUGCUAGAAAUGAUGAAAACAAGGUUGUACGAGAAGAUAUUACAGCUGCUCUCAAUCAGGCUCUUGAGUUCAAACACCCAACUCAUCUUGUAACUCCAUCUGAGAUAUUGAUGGCUGCUUCAUCCUCCGAAGCUGGACAUGUCACUGAAGACAAGAGUGAAGGAGAGCCAACCAUUCAAGAUGUGGUCGUCAACAACGAUAUGCACAGUGUGGAGGUGGAGGUUAAGGUUGUGGGUGAGACUGGAGUUAGUCAGAAAAGUGAAAUUGGCUCUCAGGGUGAACCUCACAAUAUUGUUCAAGAAAAUAGGGGGAGGGUGUUUUGCUCUCAGGCCUCAGAUCUUGGCAUUGAGAUGACCAGAGAUUGUCCGGCAUUAUCGUCUGAAAUGUAUAUCGUGGAGGAAUCUCGACAAUUCAAUGGAGCUAAUUUAAGUGAUGAAUUGGCUCCGCCUUCAACUGCUGAGGAAGAAGUCCACGAUUCCACAAAGGAUAUCUCUGGAGUGAAUGCUAGUUCAGCUAUGCCUGCAACAGUUCUGCAACCAGUGGCACCAACCAUGAAAGGCAAAAAGCAAAAGGGUAAGAACACUCAGGGAUCAGGAACAUCAUCGCCAUCCCCGAGUGCCUUCAAUUCAACAGAUUCUUCCAGUGAGCCCGGUGUUAGUUCGAGUAUUGCUUCUGUGGAAGCUGCUUUUUCGCAAAUUAUGGCUAUGCAAGAGAUGCUCAAUCAGUUAACAAACAUGCAAAAAGAAAUGCAGAAACAGAUGACGACUACGGUAACUGCCUCAGCUAAAGAGGGUAGAAGGCUGGAGAUAGCCCUAGGGAAAAGCAUGGAGAAAGCUGUCAAGGCCAAUACUGAUGCAUUAUGGGCUCGUAUGCAAGAGGAGAAUGCAAAACAGGAGAAACUGGGUAGAGAGCGUACACAGCAAAUGACAAGUUUGAUCACUAACUUCAUAAAUAAGGACUUGCCAGCUUUGGUGGAGAAGAUAGUGAAGAAGGAAUUCACUACUGUUGGACAGAAUGUUGCUCGCACUAUUUCUCCAGCUAUGGAAAAAGCAAUGUCUGUUGCUAUUGCAGAGGCCUUCCAGAAAGGGGUUGGCGAUAAGGCAGUGAAUCAACUGGAGAAAUCGGUUAAUUUGAAGCUUGAAGCUACUGUUGCUAGGCAGAUCCAAGCACAAUUUCAAACGUCUGGCAAGCAAGCUCUUCAGGAAACAUUGAAGUCUAGUUUGGAAGCUUCUGUUAUUCCUGCCUUUGAGAUGUCAUGCAAAGCCAUGUUUGAGCAAGUUGACACUACCUUUCAGAAAGGAAUGAUUGACCAUGCAACUGUAGCUCAACAGCAGUUCGAGUCCACACAUUCUCCACUGGCACUUGCUUUAAGGGAUGCCAUUAAUUCAGCAUCGUCCUUGACUCAAACUUUAAGCGGGGAAUUGGCUGAUGGUCAGAGAAAAUUGUUAGCUCUUGCUGCUUCAGGAGCAAAUUCAAAAGCAGUGAAUCCCCUGGUUACUCAACUGAGCAAUGGACCUUUGGGUGGCCUCCAUGAUAAGAUUGAGGCUCCUUUGGAUCCUACUAAAGAGCUAUCUAGAUUGGUAUCUGAACGUAAAUAUGAGGAAGCUUUCACCGCAGCUCUGCAAAGAAGUGAUGUUUCCAUUGUAUCUUGGUUAUGCUCUCAGGUUGAUUUACAACGGAUUUUGGCCAUGGUUCCUCUCCCUCUAAGCCAAGGAGUACUACUAUCACUUCUGCAGCAGCUGGCCUGUGACAUUAGCAAAGACCCGGCCCGCAAGUUGGCAUGGAUGACAGAUGUGGCGGUGGCCCUAAACCCAACUGACCCAAUGAUAGCAGUCCAUGUGCGGCCAAUCUUUGAGCAAGUCUAUCAGAUACUAAACCAUCAUCGUAGCCUUCCCACAGCUUCCAGCACUGAGCUUUCCAGUAUCCGUGUUUUGAUGCACGUCAUCAACUCCAUGCUGAUGUCUGGUAAAUGAGAGUUUAUUUUCAUUUAUUGUCAGUCCUUUUUUCCCCCCAUGAUCCUUAGUGAAAAAUGAUGUGAUAUUGCGGACUAUUGAAGGACUAUUAGUCGGGUUUGUACAAAGUAGUAGGGAUUUGGAUGCGAAGGAUAUUGAAUGUGCAAAGUUGGUUUUUCUUGAUUGUAUCUACUUAUCCAAAGGUUAUUGUUGUUAUUUCUUCUUGUGUUAUAGGUUGGCUGGGCCUUUUCAGGUUCUUGGUCUUGUUUUCUUAUCAGUGGGAUUUUGUUUUUCUAAUAAAAUUUGCUCAUUUUUGUACCCA
Messenger RNA from Rhododendron vialii, 4832 nucleotides. Its product is annotated as enhancer of mRNA-decapping protein 4-like. The transcript is spliced from 12 exons. Gene Ontology annotation, molecular function: protein binding. Gene Ontology annotation, biological process: deadenylation-independent decapping of nuclear-transcribed mRNA. The record is from RefSeq and is a predicted model, not a curated record. The coding region runs from base 320 to 4531 and encodes 1403 amino acids. Gene Ontology annotation, cellular component: P-body. NCBI's taxonomy places the organism in Eukaryota, Viridiplantae, Streptophyta, Magnoliopsida, Ericales, Ericaceae.